Ustilaginoidea virens is the source of this 1302-nucleotide messenger RNA. RefSeq lists its product as uncharacterized. Gene Ontology annotation, biological process: ubiquitin-dependent protein catabolic process. The transcript is spliced from 4 exons. Gene Ontology annotation, molecular function: ubiquitin conjugating enzyme binding; ubiquitin binding. Gene Ontology annotation, cellular component: cytoplasm. The record is from RefSeq and is a predicted model, not a curated record. Bases 1 to 1302 code for a protein of 433 amino acids. Lineage: Eukaryota; Fungi; Ascomycota; Sordariomycetes; Hypocreales; Clavicipitaceae.
AUGUCGACUCCCGCUGAGGUGCAUAAACACGUCACAGAAACGGGCGCAGAAUCACCCACUACUGCCAGACCUCUCGAGAUGGACGAUGACGACGUGCAAGAUAUCAGCAUCAUCGCUGAUGAUGGUGCUGCUGCUGCUGCUGCUGCUGCGAAAACAUCCGCCGUCUCAAACACCAGCAGCACAUCAACCUCGCAUGCGAUUGCUUCGACUCCUGGAACCCAGCUGAACGCGAAAAAUGGGUCGACGAAUGCUGUGCCACCAAAACCCCCUCGACCUCUAACCGAGACACAGAAGAAUGAGAUGAUACUGAAAGAAGCUUUCCCAAGCGUCGAUAAUGCUGUCAUCAAAGCUGUGCUCAGGGCCAGCGGAGGCAAGGUAGAGCCCGCCUUCAACGCCUUGCUCGAGAUGACCGAUCCUGAUGCCGUGAAAAGCGACACUGAAGAAGUGCCUCCGCCACAACCCCCUCGCCCGCAAGGCCGCCGCGCGCAAAUGUCCCAGAUGGAGGCAGACGAACUCUAUGCUCGACAACUAGCUGAACAUUACGAUAACGUUGGCGCAUACGAGGCUCGUACUUCCAACCGCAGCCGCGACGCCCCACAGAGCCAGGGGUGGGAUGAUGAGCGACAGCACAGCUUCUUGGACGAUGAUCUGCCUGUGAUUCGCGAAAAUCUACGCAAGGGCUUCCUCGACACCCAAACCAAAGUCAACGGAUGGAUCUCGAAUUUGAGAAAGAAGAUUGAAGAUAGUUUCGACGAGACUGAAGAACACACGCAACAACAAGAGGCACAGUCUUUCCGCAGGCAGGGUGACGUGAGCCGGAGAAGCGGUGAUUAUGAACGAUACGACGCUGACCCUCAAGUUCUCAGCGAUGACUUUGCAGGAAUCAAACUGUCGGCCGAUGGAUCUGCCCAAGGACGGCCCAUGGUCAACUCUGGUAUGCACAGACCCCCCCCACCAGCAGCAGCAUCAUCAAGACCGGGCAAUGGUCGUCGCGUGGGAUUCAAGGAUGAAGCAGAGGAAAUCAACGUCUACGAUGCAUCGCCUACCGUCCCUCCGAAAGACAAACAUCCCAACUUUGGCAAGGUGAGCAAGUGGCAGCCGUUGUCUACGGUUGAGCCCAGUCCCAUCGCGGACAAUGAUCCCUUUAGCCUAGGAGACAGCGAGGAUGAGAAGGAGGUUGGCAAGGAGAAGCCCAGGGAUGCAAAGACGGACGACAAUGAGCGUUUGAAGAAGGCGGCGGCGGCGGAAGCCAAGGCCGACAGUCUGGUAAAACCGGCCGAUGAGGGAAGAAAAGAGAGCUAA